Messenger RNA from Rotaria sp. Silwood2, 477 nucleotides. The record is from the annotation of a GenBank genome assembly. NCBI's taxonomy places the organism in Eukaryota, Metazoa, Rotifera, Eurotatoria, Philodinida, Philodinidae.
AUGAGUGAUGACUCGCCUUCAUCAUCAACGGAUGAACCAAUAAAUCCAAAAAUUUCUUCGUAUGUUGGUAAACAUAUUUAUUUUGACGAAGAACACAAUGAUGAUGAAAAUUUAACAACAGAAAAAAUAAUUGAACGUUCAACACCCUCAACAAUUCGUGUUGAUAGUAGUGAUUUAAUAUCACGUUGUAAAGAUUUUAUUCCAUUAUUAUCAGAUACAAAUCAAAAUUCGACAAAUAAAGAUAAAUUAAAUGAAAAUAUUUCUUUAGAAAAAAAUGAUGAAUUUAAGUUUCCAGAUGUUGAUGAUAAUUCAUUAUCGGAAAAAAGUUCAAAAGAAAGUGGUGAAGUUUCAUCAACAACUGAUGAUGAAAAACAAAAUGAAAUUAUUAAAAAAAAACGUCAAAAGAAAAAAAAGAAAAAGAACAAAAAAGUUAAAUUAAAUGAUGAUCUAAAUCAAGAUAAUAAUGUUACAACUUAA